ACUGCGCGUGCGUGGGGCUAGAGCAGGGGUCGGGUCGCGCGGGCUGGGGGUCCUGGGCUGGAAAGGCUGAGAGCUCAGAGAUCGUCAUUCAGUUCAUCAUGAUCUAAGCCCAAAAAACAGAACAAAACAAACAAAAACUUGCUUGGAUUGACCGAAUACAGUUAUUAAAAGUAAACAUGGACAAUGAACCAGACCAUGAAAAUGUGGAACAGAGCCUCUGUGCCAAGACUACUGAUGAAGAACUGAAUAAGUCUCUCAAUCUGGAAGCUUCACUUUCAAAAUUCUCCUACAUAGAUCUGGACAAGGAACUGGAGUUCAAAAAUGAUCUGAUUGACGAUAAGGAGUUUGAUAUUCCUCAAGUUGAUACUCCUCCAACACUGGAAAGCAUACUAAAUGAAACUGAUGAUGAAGAUGAUUCUUUUGUUCUUGAAGAUCCUACAUUGUUAAAUAUUGAUACUAUUGAUUCUCACUCCUAUGAUACUUCGUCUGUGGCAAGCUCAGAUAGUGGCGACAGGACCAACUUAAAAAGAAAGAAGAAAUUACCUGAUUCUUUUUCACUGCAUGGAUCAGUUAUGCGACAUUCACUUUUGAAGGGAAUUUCUGCCCAAAUAGUGUCUGCAGCUGACAAAGUAGAUGCUGGCUUGCCUACAGCAAUUGCAGUGUCGAGUCUGAUAGCAGUGGGUACAUCUCAUGGAUUGGCUUUAAUAUUUGGAAAAGAUCAGAAUCAAGCUUUGCGACUCUGUCUGGGUAGCACUAGUGUUGGAGGUCAAUAUGGAGCCAUCUCUGCCCUCAGUAUCAACAAUGACUGCUCACGACUUCUCUGUGGCUUUGCUAAAGGACAGAUCACUAUGUGGGAUUUGGCCAGUGGAAAACUUCUAAGAUCAAUAACAGAUGCUCAUCCUCCAGGAACAGCAAUAUUGCAUAUUAAGUUUACAGAUGAUCCAACUCUUGCAGUUUGCAAUGACAGCGGAGGCUCUGUUUUUGAAUUGACAUUUAAGAGAGUGAUGGGAGUGAGGACAUGUGAAUCUAGAUGCCUGUUUAGUGGUUCCAAGGGUGAAGUUUGCUGUAUUGAGCCUCUCCAUUCUAAGCCCGAGUUGAAAGAUCAUCCCAUCACACAGUUUUCCUUACUGGCCAUGGCAUCCUUAACAAAGAUACUGGUCAUUGGAUUGAAGCCAUCCUUGAAAGUGUGGAUGACUUUUCCUUAUGGACGGAUGGAUCCUUCCAGUGUUCCAUUGCUGGCCUGGCACUUCGUGGCAGUGCAUAAUUAUGUGAAUCCCAUGCUUGCCUUCUGCAGAGGAGAUGUUGUUCAUUUUCUACUGGUUAAGAGAGACGAAUCUGGAGCAAUACAUGUUACUAAGCAAAAGCACCUUCACCUAUACUAUGACCUCAUCAACUUUACUUGGAUAAACUCACGCACGAUUGUGCUCUUGGACAGUGUAGAGAAGUUGCAUGUGAUUGAUCGGCAAACUCAAGAGGAAUUGGAAAUGGUGGAGAUCUCAGAAGUUCAGUUGGUCUAUAACAGCAGCCAUUUCAAAUCUCUAGCCACUGGAGGAAACGUGAGCCAGGCACUGGCUUUGGUUGGAGAGAAGGCUUGUUAUCAAUCCAUCAGUAGCUAUGGUGGUCAGAUCUUUUAUUUGGGGACAAAAUCUGUUUAUGUGAUGAUGCUGAGGAGCUGGAGAGAGAGAGUGGAUCACCUCCUGAAACAAGACUGUCUUACAGAAGCCUUGGUUCUUGCAUGGUCUUUCCAUGAAGGAAAAGCAAAAGCAGUAGUGGGAUUAUCAGGGGAUGCCAGUAAGAGAAAGGCUGUUGUUGCAGAUCGGAUGGUGGAAAUCCUGUUCCAUUAUGCAGAUCGAGCUCUAAAAAAGUGCCCAGACCAGGGAAAAAUCCAAGUGAUGGAGCAGCAUUUUCAGGUCCAGACUUUUCCCCGGACUCCCUCCCGGCCAGCCAUGACGCACGUGGAUAGUGAUUCCUUUAAGAAGAUUGGAAGACUGGGAUUUGCUCAAUUGUGUGGACCAAGCAACUUUUCCUUUUUACAGGUAGUUCUCAUGUGUUGGGAAAAUCGGCUAUACGAUGCUAUGAUUUAUGUCUACAACAGAGGCAUGAACGAAUUUAUUAGUCCAAUGGAGAAACUUUUCAGAGUCAUUGCACCUCCUUUGAAUGCAGGAAAGACAUUAACAGAUGAGCAAGUUGUUAUGGGCAACAAGCUUCUUGUAUAUAUUAGCUGUUGUCUAGCAGGUCGUGCCUAUCCCCUUGGUGACAUCCCUGAAGAUCUUGUUCCCUUGGUUAAAAACCAGGUUUUUGAAUUUUUAAUUCGCCUGCAUUCAACAGAAGCUCCCCCUGAGGAAGAAAUCUAUCCCUAUAUACGGACUUUGCUACAUUUUGACACAAGAGAAUUUCUAAAUGUAUUGGCGCUGACUUUUGAAGAUUUUAAAAAUGACAAGCAAGCUGUAGAAUAUCAACAACGUAUUGUGGAUAUUUUGUUGAAAGUUAUGGUGGAGAAUUCAGAUUUUACUCCCUCACAAGUAGGGUGUCUCUUUACCUUCCUUGCCCGGCAGCUUGCAAAGCCUGACAAUACCUUGUUUGUAAACAGAACCCUUUUUGAUCAGGUCCUUGAGUUCCUCUGUAGUCCUGACGAUGACUCCCGACACUCAGAAAGACAGCAGGUCCUUUUAGAAUUGCUGCAGGCUGGAGGCAUAGUUCAAUUUGAAGAGAGUCGGCUCAUCCGUAUGGCAGAAAAGGCAGAAUUCUAUCAAAUUUGUGAAUUUAUGUAUGAACGAGAACACCAGUAUGACAAAAUUAUUGAUUGCUACUUACGUGACCCACUAAGAGAGGAAGAAGUCUUUAACUACAUUCACAAUAUCUUAUCCAUUCCUGGACACAGUGCAGAGGAGAAGCAAUCUGUAUGGCAGAAGGCAAUGGAUCAUAUUGAGGAGCUUGUGUCCCUGAAGCCCUGUAAAGCUGCAGAGCUGGUUGCUACUCACUUUUCUGAACAGAUUGAAACAGUCAUUAAAAAACUUCAGAACCAGGUUUUGCUUUUCAAAUUUUUGAGGAGUCUUCUUGACCCAAGGGAAGGUAUUCAUGUAAAUCAAGAAUUGCUGCAGAUAUCUCCUUGUAUUACAGAGCAGUUCAUUGAGCUGUUGUGUCAGUUCAGCCCAAACCAGGUUAUAGAGACACUGCAAAUCCUUGAGUGCUACCGCCUAGAAGAAACUAUUCAGAUUACCCAGAAGUAUCAACUUCAUGAAGUCACUGCUUAUCUAUUAGAAAAGAAAGGAGAUAUUCAUGGUGCCUUCUUAAUAAUGCUAAAGAGACUACAAAGCAAACUUCAAGAGAUAACACAUCAAGAUGAAAAUACCAAAGAGGAUCCCUCACUGAAGAAUGUUGAAGAGACCAUGGUGGAGACAAUUGCCCUUUGCCAGAGAAAUUCACAUAAUUUGAACCAGCAGCAGAGAGAGGCACUCUGGUUUCCAUUACUGGAGGCAAUGAUGGCACCUCAGAAGCUGUCUAGUUCAGCUGCGCCUCAUCUGCACUCUGAAGCUCUGAAAUCUUUGACCAUGCAAGUUCUAAACAACAUGGCAGCAUUUAUUGCCCUUCCAUCAAUCUUGCAAAGAAUCUUGCAGGACCCAGUUUAUGGAAAAGGAAAACUUGGAGAAAUCCAGGGACUUAUUCUGGGAAUGUUGGAUACCUUUAGCUAUGAACAGACCCUGCUGGAAACGACGACUAGCCUUCUAAACCAAGAUCUCCAUUGGUCAUUGUGUAACCUGAGAGCUUCAGUCACCAGAGGACUGAAUCCCAAGCAGGAUUACUGCUCUAUUUGUUUGCAGCAGUACAAGAGACGCCAAGAAAUGGCUGAUGAAAUUAUUGUCUUUAGCUGUGGCCAUUUGUAUCACUCAUUCUGUCUGCAAAGCAAGGAGUGCACCAUAGAAAUUGAGGGGCAAACAAGAUGGACGUGCUACAAAUGCAGCUCAAUUAACAAAGUAGGAAAGUUGAGUGAAAAUUCAUCUGAAGUUAAAAAGGGAAGAAUAACCCCAUCACAGGUAAAAAUGUCCCCAUCCUGUCAUCCAUCCAAAGGGGAUCCUGCUGUUAAGAAGGUAACCUCAGAACCUGUUCUGGAUCCACAGCAGAUCCAAGCAUUUGAUCAGCUUUGCCAUCUCUACCGAGGAAGUUCUAGGCUGGCUCUGCUUACGGAACUCUCCCAGAAGCGUGGCAGCGAGAGCUGCAGGCCGUUUAGCGGCUCCCAGAGUGGCCCUGCCUUCACCAGCAUCUUCCAGAAGGAGAACUUCCAGCUACAGCUCAUACCCCCGCCUGUGACUGAGGACUGAAGACUCUCCCGGGCCUGGAGCCCCGAGACCACCCCAGCAGGUGGGGAGGGCCCCCUCUGACAGGCCCGGCCCCGCUGCCCUCAGGCUCCCGGGCGAGGUCCGAGGGUGGCUCCACGCCCGCCAGCCCUGGGAGACUCCGGCUUUUCCUGAUGUUGCCGCAGCACCAGCACCAGACUGGUUGGUUUUGUUUUGCUUAUUAAGCAAAUGAAUGCCAUAUACCUCUAUCCAGUUAUUUAAGAAAAUGCAUCUUGCCUGUUGGGACUUUUUCUCAUUUUCCCUGAAGUGUGGAGAAGAGGCGGAGCUCCUGCAGAUGGCGUUUUGAGUCCGGCGCAGCCUGUCUCCGCCAGCUGGUAGGCACCACGGAGGGCUGUCACCUCCUGCUGCCAUUGGGACAGGGAACAGCACGGUUGGGAACGGUGGUUGCCAGGCCGCAGCACAGCUGAAACCUGCAUUGGAGGGAAUGAAGGGCUUGCGGGAGCUGGGGCACCUCCCUUCUUUCCAUGUGUUUGUGCUUAAACCCAUUUGAGUGUAAGAUCUGCCACUUCUAACAAUAAAUGCCUCGUGUUUAAGCCCUG
Molecule: messenger RNA, 4894 nt
Organism: Delphinapterus leucas (beluga whale)
Lineage: Eukaryota; Metazoa; Chordata; Mammalia; Artiodactyla; Monodontidae
Source: RefSeq, a predicted model, not a curated record